CCCCCCCCCCCCAAAAAAAAAAUAGUUUAUGUUUCAUUUUUAAUUUUUCUUCAAGAUGUCGACCCCAGCUAGACGACGUUUAAUGAGAGAUUUUAAACGAUUGCAAGAGGAUCCCCCGGCCGGAGUGAGCGGCGCCCCUUCAGAAAAUAACAUCAUGGUCUGGAAUGCAGUUAUAUUCGGACCAGAAGGAACACCAUUUGAAGACGGUACUUUUAAACUGACGAUAGAAUUCACAGAAGAAUACCCGAACAAACCUCCCACAGUUCGAUUCGUCUCAAAAAUGUUUCAUCCAAAUGUCUAUGCAGAUGGUAGUAUAUGUUUGGAUAUUCUACAGAACCGUUGGAGUCCAACCUAUGAUGUUUCUUCUAUCUUGACCUCUAUACAGUCUUUACUGGAUGAGCCAAACCCCAACAGUCCAGCAAACAGCCAGGCAGCCCAGCUGUACCAGGAAAACAAGCGUGAAUAUGAGAAACGUGUUUCUGCAAUCGUGGAACAGAGCUGGCGUGAUUGUUGACCAAGGCCAGCGCAUACAGUAUGAACUCUAUCCCGCCUCAAAAUACAAACCAUGACAUGGAAGUAUGAGUCGUCCUUGUCCUCCUCUUCUCUUCCUAGCAUCACAGGGCAUUAUCUAAUUGUUGCAAGUUAGUGCUGUUGUGCUGCCACCACAUUCUCCACACCACACCACACCCCUCCUUGCUGCUUCCCUGGACAAAGCUGCAUCUACAUUGAAGCAAAUGUACCAUACCUGGGUUACUUGAGGAAAGUGUUUCCAUUACAUACAGCCUUUUUUUGUCACACCCCAGCCCCCCUUCCCCCACCGUAUUCUCUUAUUUCACUGAAUAUUUUGUAGUGUCAGCUGAGUUAAAUAACCCCCUUGCUUCUUUGUAGGAAUUCCAGUUAGGUGCCUCUGCCUCCAAGGCCCCCUUGUGGGCAGCAGCUCUAAUAUUGCUCUUAUCUUCAUAACAGUGUCUUAUUUUAAAUCAUUGGAUUUGUGUUUUUUUUAAUAUUUGGCCUCCUUGUCUCUCUUUGUUAAAUUGCCUGUGGUAUUAUUACAUGGAUCAUCCUGCAAUUUCUUUGUGUGGGAGGGAAAAGUAAAAAUUCACAAAGAACGGUCUGGUGAUCUGUAUAUCCAAGAGGAUUGUUUUGUAUGCAUUCAGACUCUUUGCCAGCAUUCUAAAGAUGCUGUCUGAUCCAUUUGCCCAAAUGUCAAACUGUUCUCAAAACUGCAGUGCUUUUUUUUUUGUUUUGUUUUGUUUUAAAAUCAAGGCUUUUGAAAGUAAUGCAUUAAAAAAAAUGUAACUUGCAAAAACUAUUAGGAAUUGGAUAAAGAAAACCAUAACAUUAUUCCUUUAGCUUUAUAAAAACCAUUUAACUUGGCAGUUUAUAAAGUAACCAGGUAGCAGGUACUAUAGCUGAAUGACCGUUUUUGUUUAAUUGGCGAAAACAAAAACCAUGACUGAUGAACACUUGAAUCAAGCCCUGCACUUACUUUUCACAAGUGAAGAGAAUGUGCUAUUGAGUCUCCUGUGAAGAAGUUGAGAGGGGUAGGCUCUGCGUGUGUGUGUGUGUGUAACGUUCUUGGUUGAUUUGUCUUUGUUGUGUCUGUGAUCUUAUGCUUCACUUGGAAGAUUUUAUUUAAGAGUGGUUUUCACAAGAAAAUGUCAGCUGUCGGAAGGCACGCUCAGCUGCCAGGUGGCACAUAUAUACUUUUCUGCUCGUUUGAUGAAGUUCGCUUGGGGUGAGAGAUGAGACCCUGCAUUUUGAUUUGUCUGAUAUUGUUUCUAAUGCACACAUGAUAUUUAAGCGACUGUAUAACUUUGCACUAGUAACCCAUGUAAGGAACUACAUCUCACUUUGUAAGUAAAAAAAAUAAAAACAUUAAACUAUCA
Polyodon spathula (Mississippi paddlefish) is the source of this 1889-nucleotide messenger RNA. Its product is annotated as ubiquitin-conjugating enzyme E2 A. Gene Ontology annotation, cellular component: HULC complex. The record is from RefSeq and is a predicted model, not a curated record. Gene Ontology annotation, molecular function: ubiquitin conjugating enzyme activity. The transcript has 6 exons. Gene Ontology annotation, biological process: protein polyubiquitination; proteasome-mediated ubiquitin-dependent protein catabolic process; DNA repair. The coding region runs from base 56 to 514 and encodes 152 amino acids. NCBI's taxonomy places the organism in Eukaryota, Metazoa, Chordata, Actinopteri, Acipenseriformes, Polyodontidae.